Colius striatus (speckled mousebird) is the source of this 8346-nucleotide messenger RNA. RefSeq names its product period circadian regulator 3 (gene PER3). NCBI's taxonomy places the organism in Eukaryota, Metazoa, Chordata, Aves, Coliiformes, Coliidae. The transcript has 22 exons. Gene Ontology annotation, cellular component: cytoplasm; nucleus. The record is from RefSeq and is a predicted model, not a curated record. Bases 169 to 3759 code for a protein of 1196 amino acids. Gene Ontology annotation, molecular function: transcription corepressor binding; transcription cis-regulatory region binding. Gene Ontology annotation, biological process: negative regulation of transcription by RNA polymerase II; circadian regulation of gene expression; entrainment of circadian clock by photoperiod.
GGGACCCGCUCGGUGUCCGGCGCUCUGCGGCGGGGCUGGCGCGGCCCUCCCUGCCGGGAGCAGAAGAUUUCGUCCGACUGUCGUGACGAAGGUCCGGGGUCCGAACGCGCUGAGGAGCCCGGCCGUGGCGGCUCAUGCCCCCGCGUCGUAGGGCGCUGCGGCCCAGAGAUGGACGUGGGCGAGCUCCGAGGCGGCCGCUCGGAACGCAGCGGCAGUUGGUCAGCGGCCGGCGCUGCUGCGGGCGAGCAGGAGGCGGCGUUGGGCCCCGCGGGCGCGGGGGGUCGGGCGGGAGAGCGGCGCACGGUGUGCGCGGAACCCGUCUCGAGCGGGAAGCAGUUCAGUGGGCCAGACUCCAACGGAACAGAUUUCUGCAGCCCUGAGUCAAAUGGCCGAAGUUUCGUGAAGCAAAGCAAAAUUAACAGUGAGCAGCUGAAUUGGAGCCAGUCUCACAGAGAUCUGAUGAUGAUGAUCCAAGAAAUGAAAAGGUGUUUGCCUGAAGAGAAAAGGAGUUCCAGCAAGCCUAGUACCAUCAGUGCUCUCAACUACGCCCUGCAAUGUGUCCAACAGGUCCAAGCAAACAAUGACUUUUUCCAGGCUCUGAAUGACCGAAGAGUGUUUCAGACAGAUGUGAUGACAUACAGCAUAGAAGAGUUGGUGACAGUUGCAUCUGAGCACACUCCUAAAAACACUGACACGUUUGUGGCUGUGUUUUCCUUGCUUUCUGGACGCAUAGUGCAUAUUUCUGAGCAGGCAGCAUCCAUUCUAAACUGUAAGAAGAAAGUGUUGAACUCCUCUCGGUUUGUGGAACUACUUGUCCCUCAGGAUGUGAGUGUGUUCUACGCGCACACAGAUCAGUCCCACCUGCCACUUUGGAACAUGGAAAGUCAAACAGCGUCUCUGUAUGAAUAUGCCCAGGUGAAAUCCUUUUUCUGCAGGAUCAGGGGUGGUAAAGAUCAAGAACAAGAAAUGCGUAGUUACCCUUUCCGAAUCACCCCGUACUUGGUCCACGUGUGUACUUCUGUCCAUGUGGAUGCAGAAUCCUGCUGCUUAGCUUUGGCUGAGAAAAUUCACUCUGGAUAUGAAGCUCCUCGAAUUCCUAUGGAUAAAAGAAUCUUCACCACCACUCACACCCCUGGAUGUGUUUUUCUUGACAUAGAUGACAGAGCAGUGCCUUUGUUGGGUUACUUACCUCAGGAUCUAAUUGGAACAUCCAUACUGAUGUACUUGCACCCAGAAGAUCGUCCAUUGAUGAUUGCUAUUCAUCGGAAAAUUCUGAAAUUUGCUGGUCAGCCCCCUUUUGAACACUUACCUAUUAGAUUUUGUACUCAAAAUGGGGAUUAUGUCAUACUGGAUACCAGCUGGUCCAGCUUUGUGAAUCCUUGGAGCAGGAAGGUAGUGUUCAUCAUUGGCCGACACAAAGUCCGGACAAGCCCUCUGAAUGAAGAUGUGUUUGCUGCAAGAAGUAAAGAAACAAACAGUGUUGAGAAAGAGAUAAGAGAAUUGCAAAGUCAAAUUUACAAGCUCCUUCUGCAGCCUGUUCACAGCAAUGUUUCCAGUGGUUAUGGAAGCCUUGGAAGCAAUGGCUCUUAUGAGCACUAUAUCAGCAUAGCAUCUUCAAGUGACUCCAAUGGAAAUUGUGCUGAGGAAAUACAGGAACCAAUGACAUUGCAACAAGUUUGUGCAGAUGUCAACCGAAUAAAGAAUCUGGGACAGCAGCUAUAUAUCGCAUCAAGGAGCAAGCCACAGAACAGACAGGCUGUGAGCUCAGACAUGAUAGGAGGGAAGAGGUACACUGCUUCCUGUUUUCUUCAAACGCUGAGAAGUGAUAACACAGAAGACCCAGGCAGCACAUUUUAUGAUGAUUCAAAGAACACUCCACCUGUUCCUUCCUAUCAGCAGAUCAAUUGUAUUGAUAGUAUCAUCAGAUAUCUAGAGAGUUGCAGUAUUCCAGCACUGAAAAGAAAAUGUAAAUCAUCUGCAAAUACUUCCUCAUCUUCAGAAGAUGAUAAGCAAGUUCAUCAAUGUCAGCAGGAAGUGGAGGCAUUGGAAGUUAAUUCCCAAACUCCAGCAUCUGCUGAUGGAGAAGAGAUGAUGAAACACCAGACAACUGCAGGCAUGGUGAGAGCUCCUCUGGCAGACCUGACCCUGUCGAGCAAGGCUCCAAGCAUUGUGUCUGUCACCAGCCAGUGCAGUUACAGCAGCACUAUAGUGCAUGUCCCACACCCUGAAUCAGAAGUGACCACAAUGGAGGAUAUCACUAUUGGAAGUGAACAAAUUGAGCUGCCUCCCCCAAGUGCUCAGAGUCUCACUAUGGUGUCUGAGGACUUCAAGCCAGUUGGGCUAACAAAAGAGACAUUGUCAGCUCACACUCAAAAGGAGGAGCAGAACUACGUUGACAAGUUCCGACAGAGGAUCUUGCUCUCUCCAUUUAGGACUUACCUUCAACAGGAUGGCAGAAGUAACAACGGACGUUCCUGUGGCCAAGGAGAUUUCUCUUCAAAGCAGAUGAGCCCAGCUAGCUGUAAAAAAGGCAAACGUGGAAAAUUCAAACGCCAGAAACCUCAUAAACAGUCUUCAGAUAGCCACUCUUCUAGUAAAAAUAGAAAUAGUCUUCCAUGUGAGAAGAGAACAAUUCAGAAACGGUCAUUCUCUCCGUCAGAAGUGUCCUGUCUGAGCUCCUUCAGUAUGAAUGUCCUUCCUCCAACAGCAUUUCCCAUCUCUUCAGAUCCACCAUCUAUUUUUCCAGCCUCUUCUGUAGGAGAGGAGCUUGCACUUCACUCGUUGAAACCUGAGCCCAUGUCAUCGUCACAACUAUGCUGCGAAACACAGCCAUGCCCCACACUUUAUCCCCCAAACAUAGGCACGUUUAUGGCUGUGUUUUUUCCCAGUUUCCCUAUGUAUGCUCAGAUGCCACAAUAUGUCUUUCUUCCUAGCCAUCAGUGUGUUUAUCCCUCUUCUUCAUAUCCAUGUGUUCCACCACCUCCAGCCCCGCUUCCUUCUGCUCCAUCACCAAUAGCACUGCACUCUAUGGAUCAGCCCUUUCCAGCACCUUCUGCUGGAUCCUUGGAGGACCAGCAAGAGAGACAGGGUGACCAGGCUCUGCCACCAAGUAGCUCAAGGAACAGCUCCCCACUUCAGCUGAAUCUGCUUCAGGAAGAGCUGCCAAAACCUAUGGAGCUUUCCAUUAGUACUGAUGUUAAAGCACAUGCAGAAGCUAAAUGUGACAAUGAUGCUGAAGACAGUAGUAACAGUGCCAGCCAUUGUGCUGCUAGUGAAUUUACUGACCACUCACUGUAUGAGGACUCCCAGUUGGGUACAGGUUCAGCACCAUCAGGCAGUGGAUCGGCUUUAUCUGGUUCUUUAGGCUCGGGCUCCACCAAGACUUCUGGUUGUGGCACAGCAGGUAGUGGGAAAAGCAGCAAGUAUUUUGCCAGCAAUGAUUCCUCUGAAGCUUCCAAAGAAGAGAAGAAUCGGAAAGCAGAAGUAAAAGGGACAGCUCAUAAAUCUAAACAUGAGUCAGCCUGGGUGAUGAUGGAUCACACACCUGAGCAAGUUCUAAUGACUUACCAAAUGCCAAACAGAAUUAAAGAGGACGUUUUAAAGGAGGAUCUGGAGAAGCUGACAGUCAUGCAAAAGCAGCAGCCUUGGUUUACGGAUGGGCAAAAGAAGGAGCUUGCAGAGGUGCAUACGUGGAUCCGGACCCAGACUGUCCCACUGCAAAUCAGCACCCGAGUAAGGAGUGGGCUGUGUUACAUGUGACAUCAGGGGAGCGAGUUGUGAGGCUGCUGUGGCUGCCAACAAUAUGGAAAACAGGGGAAAAUCGCCUCCACUCCCGCAACAUUGAAGACAUCAGCACUUGUGUCAGUAAAACUGCAAGGUGUAAUUUCUGUUCUCUUUUCCUUUGUGAAUCUAUCUGGCUAUCUCUUCCCAAUAAGAGCAACUGCACCCGUGAAACUAAAUCUUUCUCCACUAGCCCUAUGUGCCGGGCAUGACUUUGAAGACAGUCUUUCACUGGGAAUCUGUUUCCCUUCCUCACCAACCAGACUUGGCACAGAAUGUGUUACAUUACUAAGUUUUGUUUGCUUAUUACUGAACAAAAUAUAAAGGGGUUUUUUUUGUUUUGGGUUUUGUUUGAACUUGGCAAGUAAGAGUCUUAAAAGAUGCAGUGGUUAAGAACUUCCAGUGGUGAACCUAGCAGCUCAGAGCAUGUUUACUCUCCAAGGUAAAUGUGUUGAAACCAAGCCACAGCACAGUGUUCUUUAGUUUUGUUUAUUCAAUAUUUAAAGGUCUAAAAUGAAUCUCAUAACACUCUGAGGCUCUGAAAUAAACUGUAGCUGGUUUGAGAAUCUAAUAGGCUUUUUAAUGAGCCACUGAAAACUGGCUGAGUUAUUCUGCAUCAAAAUGCCUUUUGCCAGCUUGUGCUCAUCAAAAAAUGCAAAACUAUUCCCUGUACUUUUCAUAAUGAGCGUUUUGGAACCAAAUUAUUCUAUAGCUUUUGCUUUUAAAGCCAUGUUUCUCAAAAUAGGUAUUUAAAAUUGAUUGAGGGUCACGGGGUUUACAAGUACACUAGAGAUUAAAUUAGAGAUAGCAUUAAAAAAAGAAAAUAGAAGUAACACUUCAGGACUUUAUUUCCUUAUACCGGAUCUGCUUUCUAAUAAAAGAUAUAUGGAAAACCUUCUCUAUCAAGGCCCUCUAGCGCUAAUUGUCAAUUCAAGUAGCUACAAUUUUCUAUGUUGCCAGUGCUCUGGAAGGCGAAUUUGUGUCUUAAUUUUUUGUUGUUGUUUGUAUUAGAGUAGUUAGAUGAGUUGAAUCCAGACAUAGCUAAUAGGAAGUUUUAAACUGUUUCCCUGUUUUGUCUUUGUUGUGGUGCCAAAACCAAAAAGAAACAGAAAUUUACCUUCAUUUCUUCUGCUUUCUGGUAAGAUCACAUGUUGUUUAGCCAAACUUGAACACUGGUCCACAUAUUCAUUUUUUCGUAUCACUGCUGAUUUUCUAUACCAGUUUUAACCUGUUUCUUUAUCAUGGAAUCUCUAGCUGUUGAAAUCCACGCACAAAAAAUGAGUUUAUGUGUAGUGUGAGUUUAUUGUUCAGAAGGUGGUAGCCACUUCCAGUAAGUAAAAGGACUUGUUCUCAUGUUAACACUUCUAGCUUAAAGCUGAAUGUCUCAAAGUGCUCUUCAAACAGGCCACGCUUCACUAAAGCCUGGCAAAUUUUGUCUGAUUUCACCUUUGUCUAUCAAGAGCUGGAUGUUCAUAUAUUCCUUGUGGUGUCAUUAAUCACCUUAUCCUUCUCAACGGGGUUUUAGAAUGUAGUCCAGUUCUGGACUCUCCAGUUUAAGAGAGACAGGAAAAUUCUGGAGAGAGCCCAGUGGAGGGCUGCAAUGGUAAUGAGGGGAUGGCAACAUCGCUCUGAUGUAAUGGGCACAAGCUGGAACACAAAAAGUUCCAGUGGAACAGGAGGAGAAACUGCUUUGGUACUGAGGUGAGGGAGCCCUGACCCAGGCUGCCCAGGGAGGGUGUGGAAGCUCCUUCUCGGGAGGUUUCCAAACCCGCCUGGACACGUUCCUGUGCCCCCUGAUCGAGGGGAACCUGCUUUAGCAGGAAGUUGGGCUGGAGGAACUCUAGAGGUCCCUUCCAGCUCCCCUCAUUCUGUGAUUCACCAUUUUGUUCUGUGUAACUCUUCCUUUUCUGAUAUGGGAAGGAUUUUUCCUUUUUUUCAUUUACUAGUAAAUUUCAAGUUGUUAAUCUAAAAAUACUGUGAUCUACAGACCAGGAAAACUAUCUAAAGGUUUUUGUUACUUUAAUCGGUUGACGAUCUUUGUCAUUAAAGCUUGCUUCAAGGAAAGUUAUUUUUUACAGAAUCUAAUGCAGGCAGCAUUCUUUUGAUUUUUUUUUAAUUUUUUUUUUACAGUGUCCUUGCAGCUCUGUUUAUACCUAUUAAUACUAUUAAUAUUUAUUCUUAAGGUACAUUUCUUUAUUUGUCUUUGGUUUUUUUCAGCUUGAACUUGUUUUUCCUUGUGUUGUAAAUCAGCAGAGGUCCACACAUCCUCAGAGCUUUUUGUGUUCAGACUUGUAAUGCUUUUUGAAAUAAGGGACUUUGGUAGGCGUUUGUGUAUAGCAAGUUCUGUACUCGUGUAGAAAAAUGUGGGUGAUACCUUUUACUUUUCCUAGUCUUUUUUCCAGCACAUUCCAAAUACAGUAUUCCACUUCAUAACCACACUGCCUAAAGUAUUGGCUCUAAAACAUGUAAUAAGAUGGUUUGUGUAUAGGUUAUUUUCUUAAUUAGGGAUCUUCUUGACUAACUUAACUGUCGAAUUAGACUGAUGUGCUACAACCCAUUCCAGUUGUCUGUACUUAAACAAAAAAGACUGCUUUAAUGUAUUCUGAGACUUGGUGAAAGACAUUAAUUGGGAUACACCAGGUAAAGAUGGCACUCUCAUUUCCAAAAGUGUAAAAGGAAAGCUUAGGUAAUCAACUCUUACUGAACAUUAUUUCCACUGUUCACUUCCCAAGUACAAAAACUAGAUGGUUUGCAAUGUGUUUUAUAAAACAGUGGGACUUAGAUCAGGAGAAUGGUAAUAUAUAGCUAACACUUGAAAAAUGCUUCCAUCCUUUGGUCUGGAAACAUGUCAAAAAGACAACUUGUUAUCCAGGUUGUGUAAAAAGAGGCAGAGACACAAAGGACUUGCACAGAUACAGACCCCCAGUUCAUACCAAACCAGAACUAUAAUUUGGGGAUCAUCGCUGUAUCAUGUGCUCUGUGCUACAAGUGGUCAAGAUUCUGACUUGUAGAAACUUGAUUAUGUUAUAUGUUAUGUUAACCCAUCUUGUGCCACUUACUACUAUAAUUUUUUGCCCAGUAGGAUCAUACAGCAACAGAAAUCCUGGACAGUUGUUGUAGUGCUGGGAACACUAUACCCUCUGGCUGUUUAUAAUGAAGGUGCAUGUGCCUAGGAGUUUAAAUUCAGUUUGUAAUCCUGGCUAAGUCUGAGGUGCAAGAUUCUUUGCGUAGGGCUACACUAGUCUUGGCUUCUGGGAAAAAAAAAAUGAUACGGAAGAAGAAUAUAAGAGACGGAAUGAAAAGAAAGUAAUUUCCCAAAACCACAGUCAGUCGUGGCUGCAAACCCAGGUUUAGGACUUAAAACUUUCCCAAGCUACUCUUUACCCCGCUUGAUCCACAGCAUCUUAACAUCAAAUGCUUUAUCAGGCCUUUUGGGAAGGACCUUAUUUCCAUAGGUUUUGAGCAACUGGUAGUUUUUACUUCAACUUAAAUUAAUCUUUAGUCUUUGUAGUUUGAUGGGGUAGUUGAAGUGAGAUCCAGUUCUCUGAAAAACCAGUGGAUUAAGUACUGCAGCCAGAUUUGCACAUGCUGUUUUGUUGAUGUGACUUUGUUUUGGCUGGCAUGAUUAAAAUGUUGCAGACAGUUUAGAUCUGCUUACAAGGUCUCUUUUUUGGUGAUCAAAGGGAAAACAUAGAAAUAAAGUAAUGAUGCAGUUACUGCCCCCUGUGGGGGCAUUAGCAGUUUAUAAACCUGUGGUAGAUUUUGCUGGCAAUUUUUUUUGUAUUCAUAAAUAUAGAAUUAUGUUUUUAAAAGAUGAGUUGAUGUGUAGAUAUUUUCAUGGCAUUUCUAUGAACUGGAGGGACCCUAGUGUAUUUUUACAGUGUGAUAAAUAUUUGCUGAAUGAGUAAUGUGUUGGUAAGUUUAUCUUCCAGCUGAAUUCAGUUUUAAAUCACAGUGGAAUGAAUUUUUACAUGAGUUGAUGGGAAUAUUUUACUGAAACAAUAUUCAGCUGUGGUUGAACUUACAGUGUGAUUUUUAACUGUACAUUUUAAAUGAAUUUCUGUUUUUAUAAAUAAAACUGGAAAACAUGUUACAAAGAACUUUGAAGUGUGUAUUUAUGUUUGUUGUUGGUAAUUUCUAGAAAAUAGAUUUUUAAGAAAAUACUUCUUACUUUUUUCUGAUUGUACAUAGGUGCUGAGGUUGUGGGUACAGUGAAAACGGUCAUGUAGUGGCCAUUCAUCCUGUUGUGUGUUGUGUUUGUUGUUUGGGGUUUUCUUGUCUCAUUCCACUGUGCCCACUUCAGAAUGUGUUACUUCAUUUCUAUUUGCAAGUACUUUUUGAAUGUAAAGAAUUGUAUUCUGUUGGGGUUUGGUGUGCAGGAUUUAGAGCUUCUCUCUAUGCUGAUUUUUUUUACAAAAGGUAAACGAUAAACACUGUGGGAGCACUUUGUCCACACCACAUGAAAAUUUGUGUUCUGGAGAAGUACAGAAUUCUGUAGGAAUACAUAGGUUUAAUUACCAAGUGUCUCUCAUAGGCCAAUAAAGUUCUUGACUAAUGGAAAAUAAA